Bradysia coprophila is the source of this 1941-nucleotide messenger RNA. Its product is annotated as cryptochrome DASH-like. The record is from RefSeq and is a predicted model, not a curated record. Gene Ontology annotation, molecular function: damaged DNA binding; FAD binding; deoxyribodipyrimidine photo-lyase activity. Lineage: Eukaryota; Metazoa; Arthropoda; Insecta; Diptera; Sciaridae. Gene Ontology annotation, biological process: photoreactive repair.
UGCGAAGGUUCAUUCCAUGCACUCAGUGACAGUGUCAUCUUCACAUUGUUAUUGCUCAAACGAGUCGAUUCAAUCUAUAAAUUUAUUAUCUUUCUUCAACGAAAAUGGGAAAAUUUAAGAACUGCUUGGUUUGGCUAAGAAACGAUUUGCGGUUUCAUGAUAACGAGGCAUUGCUAUGGGCCCAUGAAAAUGCAGAGACGAUAACACCUUUAUUUUGCUUUGAUCCUCGCAUGUUCGCUACAACUCAUCGAUAUCAGUUUCCGAAAACUGGAAACUUUCGUUCGAAGUUUUUGAUAGAAUGUGUGGAUGAUUUAAACAGAACGAUUAAGGCCAAGGGAAGUGGGCUCAUCAUUCUAUCUAAACGGCCUGAAGAAGCACUGGCAUUCAUUCGAGGAAAAUGCAAAUUCGAGGCUAUUGCAUUUCAGAAAGAAAUAACAAAAGAGGAAAUCAACGUAGAACGUGAAUGUGAGAAUUUCUGUCUGCAAAAUAAUAUCACUUUUCAAGCCAUCUGGGGAUCAACUCUAUAUCAUAAGGACGAUCUUCCGUACGAUGUUAAAAGCACCCCGGACACAUACACUCAGUUCAGAAAAGACGUGGAGACUCGCAGCAAAGUUAGAACCGAAAAACGAAUGCCAGAAAAACUAAAACCGCUCCCAGCUGAAUUGGUUGGUAUAUCCGAGAAGAUUCCAUUAUUGCAGGACUUGAAAUUGGAAGAGCCGAACCUUCAUGCCAACUCUGCUUUUCCCUUCAAUGGAGGUGAAACAGCAGCUUUACACCGGCUAAAAUCCUAUUUGUGGGACACUCAAGCUGUUGAAAAGUAUAAAAUUACACGAAACGGUCUGCUGGGCUCUGAAUACUCGACCAAAUUGAGCCCCUGGCUUGCUUUUGGAUGCAUAUCACCGCGGCGCAUAUUUUAUGAAAUUAGGAAGUAUGAAACGGAACGCGUUAAGAAUGAUUCAACAUAUUGGGUCAUAUUUGAGCUGUUGUGGAGAGACUAUUUCCGGUUUGUCGCCGUAAAGUAUGGGAAUUCGUUAUUCUAUUCCGGUGGCAUUAAGAAAAUGAAAUACAAAUGGACUGAAGAUAUGGAACAAUUCAAAAAAUGGGCAGAUGGGAAGACUGGCGUUCCUUUUGUGGAUGCAAAUAUGCGAGAACUGCUUCAAACCGGUUGGAUGAGCAAUAGAGGUCGACAGAAUGUUGCUAGUUUCCUCACAAAAGAUCUGAAACUUGACUGGCGCCUGGGAGCUGAAUGGUUCGAGUAUCUACUGAUCGACUAUGAUGUUUGCAGCAAUUACGGUAAUUGGAAUUAUUCCGCAGGAAUCGGAAAUGAUCCGAGGGCAGAUCGAAAAUUCAAUAUGAUCAAACAGGCGUUGGACUACGAUGCGGAAGGUGAGUUUAUAAAACUCUGGAUACCAGAAUUGGUCAAUAUUCACAAAACGGGAAUUCAUGCUCCGUGGACAUUGCGUCAAGGUGAAUUAGGUGGAGUUAAAUUAGGAAUCGAUUAUCCCAAUCCGAUGGUCACCGCUCAGGAGUGGAGCAGACACUUACAUAAAUCGAAAUCCUCAGAUUGGGCAGCAGCAUCAAAAUCAAAACAGAAAGGGCAUGACUUCUACUUCAAACCGAAUACAUCACGUAAGUAAGUUAAAGAACAUUAUGAUAAUAGAGCGAUAUGAACAGAAUCGAAAUGUUGUACUUACAUAGUCUAUGCCAUCUAGUCUAUUGUAUUGAUGUAAGUCACCAAUUUCUAGUAGUUUUAAUCGAUUCUUCUGUUAUAAAAUUCACCGAACCUAAUCCGUAAAAUUCGUAAAAAUGGAAAUAGAAAUUAUCUGGCAUCUCCAUCUCAUUCAAAGUGUUCAAAUAAGCUUUCUUGAUGUAUAAAGUUUCGUUGGCUAGAUGUCGCAAAGAGUGUUGUUUGAAGCUCAAAUAAAUAAUUCUCGUAUGUGA